Messenger RNA from Diachasmimorpha longicaudata, 2415 nucleotides. RefSeq names its product heat shock 70 kDa protein cognate 4 (gene Hsc70-4). The transcript is spliced from 3 exons. The coding region runs from base 175 to 2124 and encodes 649 amino acids. Gene Ontology annotation, molecular function: ATP-dependent protein folding chaperone; ATP binding. The record is from RefSeq and is a predicted model, not a curated record. Gene Ontology annotation, cellular component: nucleus; cytoplasm; cytosol. Lineage: Eukaryota; Metazoa; Arthropoda; Insecta; Hymenoptera; Braconidae.
CACUCGUUUUCGGAACAUUCCAGAAGCGUUUAGAGCUCGGAGAUAUAUUGGGGUGAGGCGGCAACUGUUCGUCACUCACGUUGCGAAUCGUUGAAACUAUAACAACUUACGCCGAAGUAUUAGAGGCUCUCAGUCUCCUUUAUUAUAUCCAAAGGUAAAACAAAAUCAGCCACAAUGUCGAAAGCACCCGCUGUUGGUAUCGAUCUUGGAACAACUUACUCCUGUGUCGGAGUUUUUCAACAUGGAAAAGUCGAAAUCAUCGCUAAUGACCAAGGAAAUAGGACUACUCCCAGCUAUGUCGCAUUCACCGAUACUGAACGACUCAUUGGCGAUGCUGCGAAAAACCAGGUCGCCAUGAAUCCCAACAACACCAUUUUCGACGCUAAGAGACUGAUUGGUCGCCGUUUCGACGACGCCACAGUCCAGGCAGAUAUGAAGCACUGGCCAUUCACGGUAAUCAAUGACAACACCAAACCGAAGAUCCAGGUCCAAUACAAAGGCGAAACCAAGUCCUUCUAUCCCGAAGAAGUCUCCUCAAUGGUCCUUGUCAAGAUGAAGGAAACAGCCGAGGCAUAUCUCGGUCAAACCGUCACCAACGCUGUCAUAACAGUCCCAGCUUACUUCAACGACUCGCAGCGUCAGGCAACGAAGGACGCUGGCACUAUCUCGGGUCUGAAUGUUCUCCGAAUAAUCAAUGAACCAACAGCCGCAGCCAUCGCCUAUGGUCUUGAUAAGAAGACCACAGGUGAACGUAACGUCCUGAUCUUCGAUCUUGGUGGUGGUACCUUUGAUGUCUCCAUCCUAACCAUUGAGGAUGGUAUCUUCGAGGUGAAAUCAACAGCUGGUGAUACUCAUUUGGGAGGUGAAGACUUCGACAACAGAAUGGUCAAUCACUUCGUUCAGGAGUUCAAGCGAAAAUACAAGAAGGAUCUCACUAGUAAUAAGAGGUCUCUUCGUCGUCUGAGGACAGCCUGCGAGCGUGCGAAGAGGACACUCUCUUCCUCGACCCAAGCCAGCAUCGAGAUUGAUUCGUUGUUUGAGGGAACGGACUUCUACACGUCAAUCACUCGUGCUAGAUUCGAGGAGCUGUGCGCCGACCUCUUUAGAGGCACCCUCGAGCCAGUGGAGAAAUCCAUUCGUGACGCCAAAAUGGAUAAGGCACAAAUCCACGAGAUUGUUCUUGUGGGAGGCUCCACCCGUAUCCCCAAGAUUCAGAAGCUCCUGCAGGACUUCUUUAAUGGAAAGGAAUUGAACAAGUCCAUCAAUCCUGACGAGGCUGUUGCCUAUGGCGCUGCUGUUCAGGCAGCUAUUCUUCAUGGAGAUAAAUCCGAGGCUGUACAGGACUUGCUUCUGCUCGAUGUAACUCCAUUAUCACUUGGAAUUGAGACUGCUGGAGGUGUGAUGACUGCCCUCAUCAAGAGGAACACCACCAUUCCCACUAAGCAAACCCAAACCUUUACCACUUACGCUGAUAACCAGCCUGGUGUGCUGAUCCAGGUUUAUGAGGGAGAACGAGCCAUGACAAAAGAUAAUAAUCUCUUGGGCAAGUUCGAGCUCUCGGGUAUCCCACCAGCUCCUCGUGGUGUACCUCAAAUAGAGGUCACCUUCGAUAUCGAUGCUAACGGCAUUCUGAAUGUCUCUGCUGUUGAUAAAUCAACUGGUAAGGAGAACAAGAUCACUAUUACCAAUGACAAGGGACGUCUUAGCAAAGAAGACAUCGAGAGGAUGGUGAAUGAGGCUGAGAAGUACAGGAGUGAGGAUGAGAAGCAGAAGGAGACAAUCUCAGCUAAGAAUGGAUUGGAGUCGUAUUGCUUCAAUAUGAAGAGCACUGUUGAGGAUGAGAAACUGAAGGACAAGAUCCCUGCCAGCGACAAACAGGUUGUUCUCGACAAAUGCAAUGAGAUCAUCAAAUGGCUCGAUGCCAAUCAACUUGCAGAGAAAGAGGAGUAUGAGCACAAACAGAAGGAACUGGAGUCCAUUUGUAAUCCUAUUGUCACCAAGCUGUAUCAGGGUGCUGGAGGCAUGCCUGGAGGAAUGCCUGGAACUAUGCCAGGAGCUGGUGGUGCACCAGGAGCUGCUCCAGGAGGUGGAGCUUCGGGACCUACCAUCGAAGAGGUUGAUUAAAUUAAUCGAUGUUGAGGAGAGAGGACUUUUUCGAUUCUAGAGCAUUUUCGUAUUCACACCUUUCGAAAAUUCGGACGAGACUUACGAGGAACAGAAAAACAUAGAAAAUGACGAUAUCGCUUUGAUUAACAUUUGUCACAUGAUAGAAUUGUAACCUUUUUUUUUAUAUGCAGAUUACGGUGUAACUUUAAUAAUUUAUUCAGCAACAUUCAAUUUUGAAAUAUUGUAAUAGAGAUGUGAUUCUUCUUUCUAUGUAAAUAAAGCGGUUCUGUUCCACACCUAUCAAUCGAA